Ceratotherium simum simum (southern white rhinoceros) is the source of this 1322-nucleotide messenger RNA. NCBI's taxonomy places the organism in Eukaryota, Metazoa, Chordata, Mammalia, Perissodactyla, Rhinocerotidae. The record is from RefSeq and is a predicted model, not a curated record.
UAAAAUAAUAAAAUGCUGAGCUCACCGUUCCCCCACUCUCUGCUCCGGCACCAGUCUCCUGCUGCUGCCAGGAUAGUGCUCCAGUAGAACACACAGACCAACCAACAGAAGGGGAGGUGAGAAGGGAGGUGGCAACCAGGACUGGCUCCGUGAGUGCCACACAGUGGGGAGGGGGUGGGGGCCAUCAUGUCAUCGUAUCAGAAGGAAUUGGAGAAAUACAGAGACAUAGAUGAAGAUGAGAUCCUAAGGACCUUGAGCCCUGAGGAGCUAGAGCAGCUGGACUGCGAGCUACAGGAGAUGGACCCCGAGAACAUGCUCCUGCCAGCUGGACUAAGACAACGUGACCAGACAAAGAAGAGCCCAACAGGGCCACUGGACCGAGAGGCCCUUUUGCAGUACCUGGAGCAGCAGGCACUAGAGGUCAAAGAGCGUGAUGACUUGGUGCCCUUCACAGGCGAGAAGAAAGGGAAACCCUAUAUUCAGCCCAAGAGGGAAAUUCCAGUACAGGAGCAGAUCACUCUGGAGCCUGAGCUGGAAGAGGCACUGGCCCAUGCCACAGAUGCUGAAAUGUGUGAUAUUGCAGCAAUUCUUGGCAUGUACACACUGAUGAGCAACAAGCAAUACUAUGAUGCCAUCUGCAGCGGAGAAAUCUGUAAUACUGAAGGCAUUAGCAGUGUGGUGCAGCCGGACAAGUAUAAGCCAGUGCCAGAUGAGCCCCCAAAUCCCACAAACAUUGAGGAGAUACUAAAGAGUGUUCGAAGCAAUGACAAAGAGCUGGAGGAGGUGAACCUCAAUAAUAUACAGGACAUCCCGAUACCCAUGCUAAUUGAGCUGUGUGAGGCAAUGAAGACAAAUACCCAUGUCCGGAGCUUCAGUCUGGUGGCCACAAGGAGUGGUGACCCCAUUGCCAAUGCGGUGGCUGACAUGUUGCGCGAGAAUCGUAGCCUCCAGAGCCUGAACAUUGAAUCCAACUUCAUUAGCAGCACAGGGCUCAUGGCUGUGCUGAAGGCAGUUCGGGAAAAUGCCACACUCACUGAGCUCCGUGUAGACAACCAGCGCCAGUGGCCUGGUGAUGCAGUGGAGAUGGAGAUGGCCACCAUGCUUGAACAGUGCCCUUCCAUUGUCCGCUUUGGCUACCACUUUACACAGCAGGGGCCACGAGCUCGGGCAGCCCAGGCCAUGACCCGAAACAAUGAACUACGUCGCCAGCAAAAAAAGAGAUAACACUACCUUUCCCUUUACCAACUAGAGCUGGGAGCCCUGAAUGCUUAAAUCCUCAUCUAUCCCUCUUUCCUGUAAAUAAAGGCCCUUCUGUCCACUCU